AGAAUAGUUUUCGUCGACGUCGUAAAAACAAAAAGUUGAAGACAAGGACAAGUAAAUCAGUUUUAUUUUGAAACGCACAUCCACGAUUUAAUCGAAAUUCCCAGACAGGAACUGCUUUACUGAGAAGCAGGAUAAUGCGUUAACCAAUAAGCGAUAGCCGAUCUGUAUCUGUUUUGAAAAAUGUAUAAUGACAACGAACUAGAUCUAGAGGUAGCUGUUCUGAAGUUUAGAGUUGGACGAGCGUCGAAUGCUGAUGAAGAUGAUAGUAGAAGACAAAUUUAUAGUGCAGCAUCGUCAUGCGAAGUAAAAGACUAAGCCUACAUUUUAUUCUUGUAAGAUGAGAUACAUAGUGCCAAUUCUAUUCCUCGUUUCUUGGUUGUCUGGACGCCCCCGACAAAUCCAAGAUUCGUUGAUUUUGUUACAAUUCGCCAUCAGCAUUAGUGCCUUAUGACCCAAACAUGCCGCUUGCUAAAACUAUUUCCGGGACGACUACAGGACUCGAGCGAAGACGUUGCUGCUUUUGUCUGGUUGGCGUCUGGAAGUAGAUUGUUUUGGAAGAAGAGACAAAAGAGCGGAAAAAUUGGUGCGCAGCACGACUUAGCUUUAGCUUUAUUAGGUUCCAAGUUUUCCAAAUGCUUAGUCCCCCGACCGGUGGGCUGUUUUCGCCAUCGAUUGUGGUGGAAAAGGUAGAAGAAAGUUGAUGCCUUGUAAAAAGCCGAGCGCGAGCCAAAUGUCUGUGCUCAUUGUUAACUGCAGCUCUCGAGGAUCAUUCGACUACGAAGCUCAGUACUCUGCUCAAGAAAUGACGGCUCCGACUUAAUGGCGCGGCUUCGCUGGCGUCCCGCGGACGACCAGCAACUGCGGUACCCUAGCGUUUGUCCAUCCGCUCGGUCCCACUUGUUCGAUAAGCUCGUCCGGUUUUGUUGUCUCUCUUGAUUAAACAGUCCAAAAAACUGUUGCUCAUGUUCAACAACAUGAUAAUAUUUUUCAAUGAUUAUAGAUUCGCGAUUCGGUUUACUCAACAAGAAAAGGAAUAGCGAGACGCUGGGACGCGUGAUUGAGAUUGUUUUUGUUGUGUUGUGAUGUUGGGUCGUGCCGGUUACUUUUAUAGUUUUUGAUUUCGUCCUCUAGGUCUAGUUGAUGCGAACCAGCACGACUUCUUGGAUUUUUUCGCACACGAAUCAGGAUGAGCAACGGUUUCUUUGCACAGCUGCAUACUUAGAAAGCCGCCGUCGUCAUCGUCGCGUUUCCUUUGAUUUUGGAGUCGUGCUCUGCCUUUGCACCAUCGCGGCCAUCAAAGAUAGAAAGCCCGACCCGCUCGAAGACCAAGCGGCGACAUUGUAGCUGUCGUCACCACGUAAGCCUCUCCGUAAGUAGUAGUUGCUGCGAUGUUUGGUCGCAGCCUUCCCUGCCGCGCGACGGGCGCCGUGGGCCGCAUGCGGGUGCCCUUCCGGAACGUGCGUCAGCGGCGGCGGACGCGCGGACGGAUUAUCCAGCUGAAACAGACGCACUACGAACCAAAGCCCGACUGUUCCGAAAAGUUACCGGUCUCGAUUCUUGGCACUUCCGUAGUGAAGCGGCUUGUGCAGAGCCCGCGGCAGGAAGCGGAGGAGCUGCUGCAACAAAUUGACUGGGACAAGUACAAGACGGGCGUGCCCGGGGUGCGAUGGCACGCGGCGGGCGGAUUCGUCGUUCGCUUCGCCAAGUAUCGCCCGGAUAAGAACUUCAACGUAAGUAGGUUUGUUGUGCCUAAAGAAGUGGCUUUGUUGACGCACGUUGUUGCACUCGUACAGGUGGCGCUUGUAUGAUCUCAUCUUCAUCGUUUGUAGUUCACACACGACUCACACUGUACUCGUCGCUGGAGUGAGUUCAUCUUGACAAACUAGGGUCGUCGUGCAAGAAUGUCGACUGACGUCCUCCUAUCGUGCGCGAGAAUAAUCAUGGUCUGAAGCCUAAUGUGAAACACAAGAAAAGCCAAACAAUAUCAAUACUCCACCUCAGUGUGUCUGCACCUGCCUGUUUCGUGUCGGGCUGUACGGCUUCGAAGAGGCUAAACGGCGCGCCAUAGCAUACCGCAAACGGCUGGAGCAAGAGUGGAACGAACAGCAGAAAAUAUGGCGCAUUCUGGACACGAAGGAGGAAAUUCGGAAGUUUCAAGCAGCCAAACAAAAGUUGGAAGCUACGACGAAGAAUGCAAGGGAAGAACAUGUUGUGACGCAUGAUAUUUCUCGCGGUCCUCCGCCUGGACGACGCGGCGACGAAAGAAUAUCACCGCAAGAACGACCUCAUCAGCCCCUCAAAAGAAUGAGCGCUGAGCUGUAGAAUGAUAAUGAUUGCGAUUGGCUCACCUGGCCCAUUCAUUCUAAAGGAGGUCGCUGGUAUCCUCGCUUGUUGCGCUUCUCAUUUGCCUAACGCUAACGGCUACGUGCGACUUAUGCAACUGCUGUGAAUAAUGUAUCGUAUAGCUUUGCUUCUACUUUUAGUAGAAGGUCACUGAACAAAGAAACGCAUCAAU
Molecule: messenger RNA, 2515 nt
Organism: Amoebophrya sp. A120
Lineage: Eukaryota; Dinophyceae; Syndiniales; Amoebophryaceae
Source: the annotation of a GenBank genome assembly